UUUUAAUAUAUGCCACUUGAGGAGAAAUUUCAUUAUUUUAUGUUUCAGAACCCAUGCUGAUAACAUGUAGAGUUGCUCAGAAACCACAUGUUACCGGCAUGGGUUAUGUAAGCAGCACGUCCAUUAGUGUGCUUUCCUAGUCUCAGGGAUAUAACUAAUGUAGUAUUACUCGAACUAGACUUACAAACAAAUAUUUAUAUAUAAACAAUCGAUGUGCUUAGAAAAAACAGGAGCCAUACUAUUUGGCACAAGAGACAUGGCUUCAUGUUAAGUUCAAAAAUAUUAAAGGAGAAGGUGCAUGACGAACAGCAGCAGUGUGAUUGUGACUGAGAGACUAAGAAUGUUGUACCCCCACUAAGUGAACCAUCAGUGCCUGCAUCCUCUCACUAUGUCUGCCAUAGCCAACAAGGAAUAUAUGCCAAGAAUUUCUCAGCUAGAUUCAAUGUUACUCAAUAAUGAGGUAUACUCCCUAAUUAAAAAUCAGUUACUGAGUGCCGUAAAAUAUAUUGGUCAAAGCUUUAUUACUAAACUGGAGCCAGAAAUUGAUGCAGCUCUUCAGUAUUUAAUAUUGAGAAAUACUGUCCAUAAAGAAAGAAGCUCAGUUGGCCAGCAGCUUCUGCAAAUAAAAUAUGAAGACACAAUUUCACCACAGAAACUCCAUAGCUAUAUAUUGACUUUAGUUUUGGGCAGUUGGAUCAGACAUAGAACUGGGUUCUUAACAUAUACUUUUACAAAGAAUAAUAAUAUCAAAGACAUUGCUAAUCAUUGUGUUAGUGGAUUUGAAACUGUUUUCAGAAUUCUACAGGUUGUCAAUUUGCUGGUGUUCCUUCAAAGGGGAUAUUAUCCAACAGUUCCUGAAAGACUAUUUGGUCUUAGACACGUAUCGGCAAAUCCGGGUAAUGUGCGUAAAAUAUCUUACACAUAUUUCACAAGAGAGUUGUUGUGGCAUGGCUUUGCAGAACUUCUGGCAUUUAUUUUACCGUUGAUCAAUGUGCAAUAUUUCCAUAAUGUUGUAAGAAAAUUGGUGCCAAGUUUAAGUGAAAAUAACAGCAAUACAGUAGAUGAACCAGAAAUUGAUUUUACACCUCAAACAAGAUGUGUUAUUUGCAACAGACGUCCAAUUCUUCCUCAUAACUUUGGAUGUUGUCACUUGGCAUGUUACUACUGCAUUUACUCAAGUUAUUCUUCUGAUCCACUUUUAUCUUGUCCUCUGUGUGGUCACAAGAUUGAGAACAGUGUUCAAAUAGUGCCAACCAUUAUUUAGUUUCAUUUGCUUCAUGUAUUACAUAAAAGUUGAUCAUAAGGGGACAGUAGAGAAACAUUUAGGAAUUAAAAAAUAUACUAUAUGUGUACUAAGUUUUAUACUGGUAUACCAUUAAUUUAUAAGUUCAGAAUGUAUGUGCUGUGAAUGCAAUUUCCUUUACAGUGCAACUGUAUAGGAAAUUGUUUUCUCAUGAUCAUAACAAUUGUUUUCUCAUGAUCAUAACAAUAAUGAAUAAUUCAGGAAACAACAAACUGUGUCUAUUGUUUCCAAAAUCAGUUCACCCAGAUCAUAACAAUAACAGACAAUUCUGGAAGUAAUGUACAGUUAACCCCCGGAUUAAGACGUCAUCAGAUAAAGUAACGUUUUUUGCAUCAAAAUAUUGGCUCGGUUAACAACAUUGAACUCAGUUAAAGUCAUUCGUCCCAAAUGUGUCUGUGCGCCGUGAGUGGCCCAGACACUCCAUGUACAGCCAGUGUGACAUUGUUUACCAGCCAGUGAGGUCGAUUCCACACGUACAUGCGAUACAUUUUGUAUUAUUCCAUUGUUUUUUAGUGCUUGAAACUGCUAAAUAAGCCACCAAUAAUAGUGCCAGCCCUUUGGUAAAGAGGGUGAGAAACACUAUAGAAUUCAAGAAAAAGUUUGUAGAAACAUAGGAAAGUGGUGGUGGUAGUGAUGGUGGUACACCAGCCAGGGUACUUCCCCACACACCAGCCAGGGUACUUCCCCACACACCAGCCAGGGUACUUCUCCACAUACCAGCCAGGGUACUUCCCCACAUACCAGCCAGGGUACUUCCCCACACACAUGAUUUGAUUUGAGUGGGACUUGUGCAUCAGUGAAUAGAAUUAUCAAAGCUUAUUGCUUGGGAAGCAUUGAAAAUUGUGUUGGGCAAAUGCAAUUCUUUUAGUGGGAUGGUUUGUGAAGGACCUGCCUAGUAUGGACCAACAAGCCUGCUGCAUUGUUCAUGCUUUCUUAUGUGCAAACAUUUAUGGAUGAACAUCACCCUGACACAGUUGUUGCAGGUCGUGCUGGCAACAUCUACAAUGACAGUGUUGUGUCCCAUUUUAGGGAAAUCUUAAAGAGAUGCCAGAAACAGAGCUCUAUGGACAGAUAUUUAGUGCCACAGGUGUGCAGUGACUCAAGCUGGUCCUAGUGGCAUUAAAAGCAAAGAAGGGAAGUAACCCCAGAAAAGCACUUGGUACUGGAAGUCUUUAUGGAAGAGGAUUCCCCAUCCAAACAAUAGUACACCUCCAUCCUUUCCCCCUCCUCCGAUCUCAUCACUUAUCAAAAAGUCUUCAAUAAAGGUGUCAUUUUAGUAAUGUUUUAGUCUGCAUGUCUCAUUGUUUUCUGGGGAGGGAAAUGUAUAUUUAAUGUAAAAAAAUUAUUUUGUUUAAUACUUCUGGGUGUCUGGAACAGAUUAAUUGGAUUUCCAUUAUUUCUUAUGGGGAAAAUUAAUUCGGAUUAAGUCAGAUUCGGUAUAAGACACUCUCUCUGGAUCGGAUUAAUUAUGUUAUCCGUGGGUCCACUGUACUUUGUUGUUUUUAGAUGUCUGGACAUUGGAUGUUAUCAGAUCAAUCUGAAAUCCUAAUGUAAUUGAGGUUUUACUGUAUUGUACACUCAGUGUACCUGUAACUAAUGUUCUGUUAACAGUCUCUCCCAGUCUAAUGUUUUAUCAAAUUUUAGCCUAACAUAAAUAUACAAUAUAGAAAAAUCAAAAGAUUACUGAGUAAAUGGAAACCAACCUGUGGAUACUAGUACUGUUUUAAGGUCAGGUUUUCUGAAAAAGAAAAGGCAUUCUCUUGUAUUUGAUGUUUUAUCUAAGUUUAGGCAACACUUAUAUGCUGUAUAUGGAAAAAAUAGUACAGUACAUAAAUAACAAUAGUUUUUAAUUAAGCUAAUAGUGUAUUUGAGUCAUUGUAUCAGCAUUAAGUGAAUAGUACUGCCAGGUGCUUUAUACAGUUCAGUGCUUGGAAGAGGAAGAGGAGGAGGAGGGGGGCCUUGCAGGGUAAUAGCAUUCUAAAGCAAAUUUUGUCUUAUCCUGAUUACAAAAUUAAUUUUAUUAAAUGUGUUACAUUAU
Messenger RNA from Cherax quadricarinatus, 3341 nucleotides. RefSeq names its product peroxin 2 (gene Pex2). Gene Ontology annotation, molecular function: zinc ion binding. Gene Ontology annotation, cellular component: peroxisomal membrane. NCBI's taxonomy places the organism in Eukaryota, Metazoa, Arthropoda, Malacostraca, Decapoda, Parastacidae. The record is from RefSeq and is a predicted model, not a curated record. Gene Ontology annotation, biological process: protein import into peroxisome matrix.